GGUCGGUGGUGCGUUGGCGAUGGUCGACCCCUCGGAAUCCUCCACGAUGUAGAUCAUCUUCGUAAGCAUAAACACAAUUAUUAGGUCUUCCGAAACUUGGUCUGGACGGGCUGGGAUCGCCAGUAGUAUUACGACUUUUGCGAUAAGAACAUCUCCGGGCAAGGACGGCAUGAACGCAUAUCGAACAAUCGUCAUCCUUGGAGUGCUUGGGACGUUCAGCCAUGUAAUCAGCAUCGGGAACGACGACUUUGUCGAUGCCUGUUUUGGAAAGGAAGGCGACAAGCCACCGCACUGCGAGUACAUCGACUUUGACGAUGUGUUCGAGAGCUCGGAUAUUAAAUUCAACUGGAGUUUUAUUACCAAGCUAACAAUCAGCAACAAAAGGAUCAUUGGAAUACCGACGAGAAUGUUCGAGUCACUACCGAACUUGGAGAGCUUCGUGGUGGUGAACAGCUUGUUCUACCGGGAGAUUGAUCCGAGCAGCUUUGUCGACUGUCACAAACUGGAGCAUGUCGAAAUAACCGGAACUAACAUCAGCUUUCUUGACACGCAUUUGUUUCCCAAGACGCCGAACUUGAAACAUCUGCUGUUCCAUCACAAUCGUAUCAACGAGAUCAAGCAUGAUGCGUUCGAAUUCUUGGUCGAACUCGAGGAGCUGAACCUCUCAUACAACAAUCUAACCAACCUGCAGAGUGGAGUGUUUCACAAGUUGAAGAAUCUGAAAACGCUCGACCUUAAUCACAACCAACUGGUUCUGCUGAGCUUCGACAGCUGGUUCCCCCCGGAUGGGAUUCAUUCGCUGGCCUAUCUGGACGCUUCCUACAACCGCAUUGUUGAGCUCGCCUGGAGUGAAAUCACCGUGAAGAAAGUCAACCUCAAGUACAACAACUUAACGAGCGUCCACAUAAGCGGCAAUUGUUCGGAACUUCACGUCUCGUACAAUACGAUCGAGUCGGUAACGGUCGGCGGCAAUUGCUCAAUUGAAAAAUUAUACCUCGCACACAACGCCAUCCGCAACUUUGGCGAUCUGCGGAAGUGUUCGGAAACGCUCCGUAUGCUGGACAUUUCCUUCAACAUUCUGCAGCGCCGGUUCGACUUUCUCGGCAUGAAACAGCUGACCGCGCUGAAUGUCGAGUGCACCAACCUCACCCUGGAGUACACGACGCUGCACGAUCUGCGCAAGCUGCGCUUCCUCGAUAUCUCGUACAACAACCUGAAGAAGAUCGACUUCGAGAACCUAACCUCGCAGCGGCUGCUCGAGCGGCUCAUGAUCAGCGGCAACCCGAUUGGGAAUAUGUCGAUCGAGUCGAUCAAGCGCAACUUCCCGAACCUGAAAGCGCUCGGCAUCUACGACCUGCCGUGGAACGAAUCUUCGCUGUCGGUUGCGAUCGAGGACCUCAAGAAGCACGACAUCAAGCCGUACAUCAAGAACGACUACCUGUUCGAGGAGUCGCUGUGUCCGCUGAGGAUCACGCGCAACUUCAGCGGAAACGGGGACGAUCACGAGGAGUCCGCUGAGCAGGGUUCUGGCGGAAGCAAAACGGUGGAGUACGUCGUGAUCGUACUGCUGGUGGUGGCGUGCUGUGGACUGCUCACGAAAGUGUUUAUCGAUAGCCGAUACUUUGGACUAAUUUUCCGCGAACGUGGCGGUCAUCGAUCGUCCAUUUCGCACGAGAGUUUGGUUAGCUGUGACUUGAAUGCAUGAGUUUAUAAUGAAGUGGGAAAAAUAAAGCCGGAAACCAUGUGACAA
Molecule: messenger RNA, 1750 nt
Organism: Culex quinquefasciatus (southern house mosquito)
Lineage: Eukaryota; Metazoa; Arthropoda; Insecta; Diptera; Culicidae
Product: toll-like receptor 9
Exons: 2
Coding region: 170-1705 (511 amino acids)
Molecular function (GO): protein binding
Source: RefSeq, a predicted model, not a curated record